Messenger RNA from Peromyscus californicus insignis, 7149 nucleotides. It is a transcript of the gene Acbd3, whose product is annotated as acyl-CoA binding domain containing 3. The record is from RefSeq and is a predicted model, not a curated record. Gene Ontology annotation, molecular function: fatty-acyl-CoA binding. Gene Ontology annotation, cellular component: Golgi membrane. The coding region runs from base 109 to 1698 and encodes 529 amino acids. The transcript is spliced from 8 exons. NCBI's taxonomy places the organism in Eukaryota, Metazoa, Chordata, Mammalia, Rodentia, Cricetidae.
CCGCCUCGGCAGCGGAAGUUCCGGUGUCGGCGAGCGGAGGUGAGAGGUCAGCAGGAAGUCGAUACGUGGCCGCCGCCUGUCCCCGCCGAGGAGGCGCUGCGAGCGGAGAUGGCGGCGCCGCUGAACGUAGAGCAGCUCGAAGUGUCGCUCGACGGCCUCACGCUGAGCCCGGACUCGGAGGAGCGGCCCGGCGCGGAGGGCGCUCCGCUGCUGCCGCCGCCGCCGCCGCCGCCGUCCUCGCCCCCCGCGGCCGGCCGGGGCUCAGACGCCGCGGGGCAGCCGCCGGAGCCCGGGGAGGCGGCGGCCGAGGGCGCGGCCGAGGAGGCGCGGCGGAUGGAGCAGCACUGGGGCUUCGGCCUGGAGGAGCUGUACGGCCUGGCGCUGCGCUUCUUCAAAAUAAAAGAUGGCAAAGCUUUUCAUCCAACUUACGAAGAGAAACUGAAGUUUGUGGCACUGCAUAAGCAGGUUCUCCUGGGCCCGUAUAACCCAGACACUUCCCCUGAGGUUGGAUUCUUCGAUGUGUUGGGGAAUGAUAGGAGGAGAGAAUGGGCGGCCCUGGGAAACAUGUCCAAAGAGGAUGCCAUGGUAGAGUUUGUGAAGCUUCUAAAUAGGUGUUGUCCUCUCCUUUCAGCGUAUGUUGCUUCCCACAGAAUAGAGAAGGAGGAAGAAGAGAAAAGAAGAAAGGCGGAGGAGGAGCGAAGGCAGCGUGAAGAGGAAGAGCGGGAGCGUCUGCAGAAGGAAGAAGAGAAACGGAAGCGGGAAGAGGAGGAGAGGCUUCGACGGGAGGAAGAGGAGAGGAGGCGGAUGGAGGAGGAGAGGCUUCGGCUGGAGCAGCAGAAGCAGCAGAUAAUGGCAGCUUUAAACUCGCAGACUGCCGUGCAAUUCCAGCAGUACGCAGCCCAGCAGUAUCCAGGGAACUACGAACAGCAGCAGAUUCUCAUCCGCCAGCUGCAGGAGCAGCACUAUCAGCAGUACAUGCAACAGUUGUAUCAAGUUCAGCUUGCACAGCAACAGGCAGCAUUACAGAAGCAGCAGGAAGUGGUAGUGGCCGGGGCUUCCUUGCCUACAUCAUCAAAGGUGAAUGCAGCUGGAGCGAGUGACAUGGUGUCAGUUAAUGGGCAGGCCAAAACCCACACUGUCAGUUCUGAAAAGGAAAGUGAGCCAGAAGUGGCAGAAGAAGCCUUGGAAAAUGGACCAAAAGAAUCUCUUCCAGUGAUUGCAGCUCCAUCCAUGUGGACAAGACCACAGAUCAAAGACUUUAAAGAGAAGAUUCGGCAGGAUGCAGAUUCUGUGAUUACAGUACGCCGAGGAGAAGUAGUCACCGUUCGAGUCCCCACUCAUGAAGAAGGCUCAUACCUUUUUUGGGAAUUUGCGACAGACAGUUAUGACAUUGGGUUUGGGGUUUACUUUGAAUGGACAGACUCUCCCAACGCCGCUGUCAGUGUGCAUGUCAGUGAGUCCAGUGACGAGGAGGAGGAGGAGGAGGAAAAUGUCACUUCUGAAGAGAAAGCCAAAAAGAAUGCCAACAAGCCUCUGCUGGAUGAGAUUGUGCCAGUGUACCGGCGGGACUGUCACGAGGAAGUGUAUGCGGGUAGCCACCAGUAUCCAGGGAGGGGAGUCUACCUCCUCAAGUUUGACAACUCCUACUCUUUGUGGAGGUCCAAGUCAGUCUACUACAGAGUCUAUUACACUAGAUAAAGCCCAUGUCACAGAGCCUGGAGUCCAAGGUUGGGCAGAAGAUGACAUUUAAUUUCUUUUGACUUUUGUGGCCCAUUGGAGUCAGUGUUUACCUUCUUGAUUUUGUUCUGAUGGUUUAUGAACUCUUGCUGGGAACCAGGAUUUCCUGAGACCCUUAGCACUGAUGCUCUGAGGUUAAAAGCAGUUCUGAAGACUCCUCUAGCCCUUGGGUGCUGACCAGCAGAGCCACUAAUGGAUACUGGAGUUAUGUGAGCUACAUGUUAAAUAUUCAGUCUCCAAAAUAAACGUCCCAGCGUUGACCCGACCUGGCUGGUGGUUAGUCCCUUGCUGUCUGCUCCGUGUGUUCUACCAGAGCCCGCUGUUACAGCUCUAAUUGAGAAUGCUUCUCUUGUAGUCUACAUCAGCUCCGACUGAAUGAAGCUCAACAGUUUGAAACUUAAAAACUCAAGACUUCAUGGAUUAUAGUAGAAAAAGAAAUGGCCUCAACUUGGUCUUACCUGAGUGACCCAGGUUGUUUUUGCUUUGGAUACAGCUGUUUAGUUAGUUAUGUUACAAAGAAUUAUUUUCUGAGAGAAUCUUAAACUUAGAAUGUUCAAACUCAGUAGAUAAUUGACAUAUCAAGAUACAUAGAACACCUCAGCAUCCUUCCUACCAGGUCCUCAGACUCUCAGGCCUUUUCUUCCAUUUGCCAUUCACACUACUGCUAACAAAACUAGUUGAUUUUGUUUUGAUAUAGCUUCGUGAAACAUCUCAAAUUGAAAUUAUUUUCUGUAACAAGCAUACAGCCAGGAGUUUUAUGAACUCAAAUUGGCACCUACUGAAUUAAAAUAUGCAAAAUCACUUUAAUGUAAUUGAGCAUUUGAGGAGUACCAUUGCACUAAUAGAAAAUCACUGCCAGGGACAGUCCAAAUUUCUUUCUGUGUAUUAUUAGGGCACAAACUCCACGAUCCAGUUUGGAAAGACAUACUAGAGAAAAUUGGAAAUGCAUAGACCCAUGCUUAAAUGUUACAGCUUUAAUCUGUAUUACGACCUACUGGUGGGAAAAGGUACAUCUUUGGUUUUCUUAUGAAAACAAAUCCACAUGGAUUAUUUUAAAUUGUGUGAGUGGUUAAGUAUCCAGAGGGAGGGAAAUGUAGAUAGAUAGUGACAGAGAUAGUGCACACCUUGUUACUUUGUACUGAAACCGAGACUUCCUUUUGACACCACAGACCACUUCCACAGGGAUCCCAUUGGCUGGCUGAGUGUGCACAGUUCACUACACAAGGCUGUUUGAGGUUUUCACAUGCUGCAUUUCUUCUGUUUUUAAUACCUGGUUUUAUAGGUAUUUAACUCUGUUCUCUUUUGGUUGUUAAGAAACUGGAUUGUUUUCUCCUAACCAGUGCUUAAUCUGUGUUUUUGAAUUUUGAUUCAGAAGUAGUCGAAUGCUGUUACAUCCAGAAUAUUCGUUAGGCUGCCCUGCAGCUCUUCUGUAUAUAUAGAAACCACAGAGUUAGGAUUUUUUUUAAUGAGAAAAAAUACUGUAUUUAAAAUGUAAAAUAAACUUUUAAAAAGCAGGCACUAAUAUAUAUUUCUUUCAGCCUUUGAUUACAGUUUUGUCCUUGCACAUGUUAAGAAAUUAUCUUCUAAAAAUAUUGUUCUUGGGAGCGGUGUAUGUCACUCUACAUAGCAGUCUCUUCACGUGCUCAGACCUGAACCGUUUGUUCUAAACUUCUUUAUAUCGCCUUUGGCUGUUGAUUAGUACAAGUACGAUUUCAAAAAGAUCUUGAAAGUAAUAUAUUUAAUCAAUUAAAAUGUUUAUCUGUAACUUGUUGAUGUUUCUGUUAAUACAGUUCCCUGAAGCAUUUAACUGUCUUUUUUCAUUUAGACAGAAUAAGGAGAAAUGCCUUAGAUGAUCUUUUCUGUUUAUCUAGUUGAAAAAUACCAAACUCUUUCUGAUUAGCUCGUUUUCUCUAUGAGUUAUAAUGGAUUUUAAAUUGUCCAGACUUGACGAGAAGUGUUGGCUUUUCAUCCUGCAGAUGAUCAGGUUAUAAAGUUACUUUCCAAAGCUGCCCUGUGUGGCCUUUGCUGUGACGUGGGGAGGUACUCUAUUUUAUAAUGGCUCCUGGGGUGUGUAGCCUCUAAUUGGACGGAUGAUUACAGAGCAUAAGACCACACUGGGUACAGGGUACCAGGACUUGUUGGUUUUUUUUUUUUUCUUUUUUGUUUUUGAAUUUGGAGAGACUGAAUGAGAUGAUUCUCUUGGUCCCCGUGCUGUGUGGUGUACCUUGAAAUCAAGCCCAAGAAUGACAGUUAAGGGAAGCUGUUGUGGUGGCAGCCUGUUUUGGAGGCCGUGUUUCAGAGUCUUAACCACUCAUCUUAGGGAAGAAGAGAAGCAGCUGCUUCCAGAUGGCUGCAAGUUGUCCACUGAAGAUCAGAAUGUGACGCUUCAGCAACCCAGACUGUCUUUGUUUCAUUCCCACGCUUUUUUUCAUGCAAUCUAAAAAUGUAUGCCAGUAUAUCUAUUAGGAGUAGAGAAAAUUUUAAUUCAUUUCUAUUCACCAACUUUUUUAAAUGUGUAUGAAUUGGUAUUAAACAUUAGAUGUUGCUAUGUGGCCCAGGCUGGCCUCAGACUUGCUAUAUAACUCAUGCUGCCUUGAAUUCUUAGUCCUCCUGCUUAUGCCCUCUGAGUAUUGAGAUUAUAGAUGUGUAAUACCAUACCCAGCUAGUGUUAGACUUUUUUAAUUUAUUUAUUCAUGUGUAUGGGUAUUUUGCCUAGAUGUAUACCUGUGCACCAUGUUCACGCCUAGUUCAUGCAAAGGCCAGAAGAGGCAUGGGACACCCUGGAACUGGAGUUACAGACAGCUGAGUUACCAUGUGGAUGCCGGGAAAUUGAACCCAGGUCCUCUGGAAGAGCGGCCAAUGCUCUGAACUGCUCAGCUAUCUCUAGCUCCUGUUGACUUUUAUCUUACAUACUUACCUGCAAUCCUUAACUUUCUUGCUGAGUUGGGUGUCUGUUUUGUUUUGUUUUUGAGAGUAAAUGCUUUGAUCUCAUCACUCCAGCCGUUUCCAAGCACUUAACCAUCUCUUCCAGUUAUGCUAAAAUAUAGGUCCACUAAACUACCUCCAUUUUACAAGGUCACAUGCCACUUGUGAGCUGUGAAUUGAUUAUUUGAAUUAUUUGACCAGGUACUUAAUUUGGUACAGGAAAUUAAGGGGCUGACUUUGCCGUAUAAUUGACACUGCCCCCCCCCCACCUUUUUUUUUGUCCAGGGUUUUACUCUGUAGUCCAGGCUGGCCUGGAGCUCCCUAUGUACCCCAAACAGGCUUUAAACUCACAAUGAUCCUUCUGCCUCAGCCUCCUUCGUUCUGGGACCACAGGUAUGAACCACUGCACCUGGCUGAAUAUUACCUUUUGAAUGUAGGCAGUCAAAAUGUGGUAGACGUACAAAUUGAAACACUUACCUUAUUUCUGAAAAGAAUGCAUACACAUUGGAUUAUACAUGUAAAAAUUAUUUUUAACUUUCAAAGCAUACUUGGGGCUGCAGAGGUGGCUCAGUAGUUAAGAGCUUAUACUGUUCUUCCAAGACAUGAGUUCAGUUCCUAGCACCCACACACAUCAGGCUGCUCACAACUAUAACUCGAGCUCCAGAGAAUAUGAGGGUAUUUUCUGGCCUCCCUGGGCACCCAUACACCUGUGAGCAUACUCUUGUUAACAUAUACACAUACACAUAAAUAAAAAUAAAUCUCUUCUAAAAAAAGUCCAGGUUGUUUUGGGAAACUUGCAGAUACUAAAUACAGGUCGAAUAACCAACAUCCUAAAUGCUUGGUAACACAAAUGUUUCUGGUUUUAGGCUUUUUCAGAUAUUGGAAUGUUUCUAUAGACAUUAUGAGAUGUCUUGGGACCUGAAUGUGAGCAUGAAAGGCAUUCAUGUUUGAUAUGCAUGUUAUACUCAUAGCCUGAAGAUAAGUUUAUUCAGUCUGCCUGCAUUUGACUGUAGCCCAUCAGGUGAGAUUAGUUAUGGAUUUUUCUCCACUUGUGCGUCAGUGCUUGGAAAGUAUUUGGAACUUUAAAUUUUCAGGUGGUUCAGCGGGUAAAGGCUCUUGCUGUGCAUGUUUGAGCCAGCUGAGUCAGAACUCCAUGUAAGGGUAGAAGGAAAUAUCCACAUUCUACAAAGUUGUCCUCCAAUUUCCACGUGUGGACUGUAGUGUGUAUAUGCCCUCAUACACAUACACACACAACAAUAAAGUUUAAUUCUAAAAAAAUGAAAUUCCAGUGUGUUUCCCUGGUAACUACUAACAGGAUAGAGCAUUUCUUUUAUUGAUUGGAUUUCCUCUCCUGAAAAUUUCCUGUGUCCUUUACCCAUUUCAAUUAAGCAAACUUCUUUUUCGAUGUAUCAGUUUUAUUUGUGUGUGUAUUUUGCAUGCUUGUAUGCCCGUGCACCCCAUGUGUACAUGGUGCCCACAGAGGUCAGAAGAUGGUGUCAGAUAAAGUGGAUUGAGUUACAAACAGUUGUGAGCUGCUCUGGGGGGACCUGGACCUGUGCAAGAAAAAUAAGCUAGCUCAGUCACUGAGCCAUCAAUUGAAUAAUUUUAUAUGAUUUCAUUAUCUUUAAUUCAGUUUAAGCUGGGUUUGGUGGUGCAUGCCUUAAAUUCCAUCACUCAGAGGCAAGUGGAUCUCUGGAUUUGAGGCCAGACUGGUCUCCAUAGCAAAUCCUAAGACAGCCAGGGCUACAUAGACCAUCUCUAAAUAUAUAUAUAGUUUACAAGGCUGGCAAAUGGCUCAGGGGGUAGAAGCACCUGCCACCAAUCUUGAGGACCUGAGUUCAAUCUCCAGGACCCAUAGGGUGGAAGGAGAAGUUCUGCAAAUUGUCCUCUGACCCCCACAUUCAAGCUAUGGCACGUGUGCACCGACAUACACACCCACACACAAAAAACAAUUUAAAAAGAUUUCCCGCCGGGCGGUGGUGGCACACGCCUUUAAUCCCAGCACUCGGGAGGCAGAGUCAGGCGGAUCUCUGUGAGUUCGAAGCCAGCCUGGGCUACCAAGUGAGUUCCAGGAAAGGCGCAAAGCUACAUGGAGAAACCCUGUCUCGAAAAACCAAAAAAAUAAAUAAAUAAAUAAAUAAAAGAUUUCCCAAUUCUAGUCUGUAUAUUGCAUGUGUGCAUAUGCUGUGGGAUGUCAUUCUGUAUGCUGUGAAUAUGUGUUGCUCUGAUUGGUUGACAAAUAAAAUGCUGAUUGGCCAGUAGCCAGGCAGGAAGUAUAGGUGGGAUAAGCAGACAAGGAGAAUUCUGGGAAGAGGAAGGACAGAGUUAGGAGUCGCCAGCCAGACACAGGAAGCAAGAUGUCAAGGCAGAACUGAGAAAAGGUAAUAAGCCACAUGGCUAAAUAUAAAUAAGAAUUAUGGGUUAAUUUAAGUGUAAGAGCUAGUCAGUAAUAAGCCUGAGCUAAUGGCCAAGCAGUUAUAAAUAAUA